Molecule: messenger RNA, 7230 nt
Organism: Sus scrofa (pig)
Lineage: Eukaryota; Metazoa; Chordata; Mammalia; Artiodactyla; Suidae
Source: RefSeq, a predicted model, not a curated record
GGCAACAGUGAAGAAAUCACAAGUUCCCUUCUUCCCACAUAAGCUUUUGCAAACCACAGGCGAGGUUCUGCUGAUGGUAGAGUGGCCGGUUUUAGGAAGUUGGUUAGUUUCUUAGGUCUGUGUGCGCCCGCAGCCCAGUGAGUGCCACUUCACAGCGCUGCAGGUUCUGGCAUGAGCCAUCAGAAGGCACGGCACCAGAAGAACGGUGGUAACAAAGAGCUGCUAAUUGGUGCCUUAACUCCAGAAUCAGUGGCUUUUCCAGUUGUUCUAUGGAAUUACAGAGAGCCUGCAAGUGCUCUGUGGUAGACUGAUCAGUGGGAAGGCAAGGUGACUGGUGCUGUUAUGUCAUACUUAAGAGUGGGGCAGCAAACAGCUGAUGAGAAGCUCCAGCUACAACGACCAGAGCUUGCCAACCAUGAGUCCCAGCCCAGGGUGGGAGCCAGUUUUCAGUUAGGUUGUGCCAAUGUGAUCGUAGAUCUUUGCUGCGAUGCAGGGCUGAGACUAAGUUUGCCCCUGCCUUCACUUGUGCCUGGACUCCUGAACCCAAGGCUCUGGAUUCAACCUUUUGAGGUAGAAAACAUGACCCUUCACUUUUUGCUCCUGACCUGCCUUUUCCUGCUAAUUCCUGAUUCCUGUGAGUUCUUCACUGGAGCCAAUUAUUCUAGAAGCUACCCUUGUGAUGAGAGAAAAGAAAAUGGCUCUGUCAUUGCAGAGUGCAACAAUCGUCAACUUCAGGAAGUACCCCGAAGAGUGGGCAACUAUGUGACUGAACUGGACUUGUCUGAUAACUUCAUCAGACGCAUAACCAAUGAAUCCUUUCAAGGGCUGCAAAAUCUGACUAAAAUAAAUCUAAACCACAACGCCAAGCUGUGGCCCCAGAGUGAAAACGGUAUGACUAUUACAGAUGGGGCGUUUCUCAACCUCCAUCACCUCAGGGAGUUGCUGCUGGAAGACAACCAGUUACGUGAAAUACCCACUGGCUUGCCAGAAUCUUUGAGAGAACUUAGUCUAAUUCAAAACAAAAUCAUUCUGUUAAAUACAAAGAACAUGUUUGGACUUAGGAAACUGGAAAGUCUCUAUUUGGGCUGGAACUGCUAUUUUACUUGUAAUGAAACCUUUAUCAUAGACGAGGGAGCAUUUGAAAAUUUAACGAAUUUGAAGGUGCUGUCAUUAUCUUUUAACACCCUUUACCGGGUGCCACCCAAACUGCCCAGCUCCCUGACAAAACUCUAUCUUAGCAACACCAAGAUAAGAAACAUCAAUCAGGAAGACUUCAAGGGGCUGGAAAAUCUAAGAGUACUGGAUCUAAGCGGGAACUGCCCGAGAUGUUUUAACGCACCCUUUCCCUGCAACCCUUGCCCCGGAGAUGCUUCAAUUCAAAUACACCCUCUGGCUUUUCGCUACCUGACCGAACUUCGCUACCUAAACCUCUCUAGCACUUCGCUCCGGAGGAUUCCCGCAACUUGGUUUGAGAAUCUGCAUCAUUUGAAGGUGCUGCACCUGGAAUUCAACUAUUUGAUGGACGAAAUCGCCUCUGGGGAAUUUUUGGCGAAAUUGCCCUCCUUAGAAAUACUUGACUUAUCUUACAACUAUGAACAGAAAAAAUAUCCCCAGUACAUUAAUAUUUCCCAUUACUUUGCUAAUCUUACAUCUCUCCAGAUAUUACACUUAAGAGCUUAUGUCUUCCAGGAACUUAGAAAAGAAGAUUUCCAGCCUCUGAGAAACCUCUUGCAUUUAAAGUUUAUCAAUUUGGGCAUUAACUUCAUUAAGCAAAUUGAUUUUACCAUUUUCUCGGAGUUCUCCAACCUGUCAAUCAUUUACUUGUCAGAAAACAGAAUAUCGCCCUUAGUCAAUAAUACCGGGCAAAAGAAUGGAGAUAGACCCUCUUUCCAAAGUCAUGUCCUUAAGCCACGCUCAGCAACUCCUAAGUUUGACCCACAUUCAAAUUUUUAUCAUAACACCAAGCCUUUAAUAAAACCACAGUGUUCACGUUAUGGCAAAGCCUUAGAUUUAAGCUUGAACAGUAUUUUCUUUAUUGGGCCAAACCAAUUUGAAGCCUUUAAGGACAUUGCCUGUUUAAAUCUGUCUUCAAAUGGCAACGGGCAGGUGUUACAUGGAUCUGAAUUUUCACAUUUGCCUGGUAUCAAGUAUUUGGACUUGACAAACAAUAGACUAGACUUUGAUGAUGACGCUGCUUUCAGUGAGCUGCCGUUGUUAGAAGUUCUGGAUCUGAGCUACAACUCCCACUAUUUCCGAAUAGCAGGAGUGACACACCGUCUAGGAUUUAUACAAAAUUUGCCUCAGCUGAGAGUUUUAAACUUGAGCCACAACAGCAUCUUUACUUUAACAGAAACGUACUUAAAAAGCACGUCCCUGAAAGAAUUAGUUUUCAGUGGAAACCGCCUGGACCUUUUGUGGAAUGCCCAAGAUGACAGGUACUGGCAAAUUUUCAAAAAUCUCAGCACGCUGACCCAUCUCGAUUUAUCAUCUAAUAACCUUCAGCACAUCCCGAGUGAAGCCUUCCUUAACUUGCCCCAGACUCUCACCGAACUAUAUAUAAGUGAUAAUAGGUUAAAUUUCUUUAACUGGUCAUUACUCCAGCAGUUUCCGAAUCUCACCUUGCUUGACUUAAGCGGAAAUGAGCUCUCCUUUUUAACAGAUAGCCUAUCUAAAUUCACCACUUCUCUUCAGACACUGAUACUGAGGCAGAACAGGAUUUCCUACCUGCCCUCUGGCUUGCUUUCCGAAGCCAGCAGUCUGACGCACCUUGAUUUAAGUUCCAACCAGCUCAAGAUGGUCAACAUAUCCAAGCUUCACGCAAAGACCACCACCAACUUAGCCAUUUUAAAACUAGAUAGAAACCCUUUUGACUGUACCUGUGACAUCAGAGAUUUUCGAAAAUGGAUGGAUGAGAAUCUGAAGGUCACAAUUCCCAGACUGACGGAUGUCAUUUGUGCCAGUCCUGGGGAUCAGCGCGGGAGGAGUAUUGUGAGUCUGGAGCUCACAACUUGUGUUUCGGAUACCAUUGCGGCGAUAAUAUGUUUCUUCACCUUUUUUGUCACCAGCACAGUUAUGUUGGCUGCCCUGGCUCACCACUGGUUUUACUGGGAUGCUUGGUUCAUCUACCAUGUGUGCUUAGCCAAGGUAAAAGGCUACCGGUCGCUUCCCACAUCCCAGACUUUCUACGAUGCUUAUGUUUCCUAUGACACCAAAGACGCCUCUGUCACAGACUGGGUGAUGAAUGAGCUGCGCUUCCACCUGGAAGAGAGUGAGGGGAAAAAUGUGCUCCUCUGUUUGGAGGAGAGGGACUGGGACCCAGGACUGGCCAUCAUCGACAACCUCAUGCAGAGCAUCAACCAAAGCAAGAAGACAAUAUUCGUUUUAACCAAAAAAUAUGCCAAGAACUGGAACUUUAAAACAGCAUUCUACUUGGCCUUGCAGAGGCUAAUGGAUGAGAACAUGGACGUGAUCGUAUUCAUUCUGCUGGAGCCAGUGCUGCAGCAUUCGCAGUACUUGAGGCUGCGGCAGAGGAUCUGCAAAAGCUCCAUCCUCCAAUGGCCGGACAACCCCAAGGCGGAAGGCUUGUUUUGGCAAAGUCUGAAAAAUGUCGUCUUAACGGAAAAUGAUUCGCGGUAUAACAGUUUGUAUGUCAAUUCCAUUAAGUAAUCCUCGGUGAUGUUUGGUCGUGGUUCGCCAACCUAAGAAAAAGGCAAAGCAGUUACCCUUCUGUCUUAGCUAUCACUUGCUGUGUGACAAAUUUCCCCCCUCCCACCUUAGUGUCUUAAAACGAUACUAUUUGUUAUUUCAUAGUCUCUGUGGGUGAGGAGUCCCUGGUGUGGCUUAUAGCUGGGUCCUGUGCUCAGGGCUUCUCAAAGGCUGUCAUCUCCAUGUCAGCCAGGACCACAGACUGCUAUCUCAGUCAUAGAUGGUGAAUGCCAGGGGGUGGGGUCAUUGUGGGCCAUCUUAGUCAUUGACCCACUACACUUUUUCAAUAUUUCAGAACAUUUGUAACCAUAAUAGUUGUGAUGUUAAGUUUCUGUUUAGAUUUAUCAUAUAUUUGUGGCUAAGUGAUUAUAUUAUGCUCUGGUUGCAUUAGUCCUUUUACAGUUACUUUUAUUUUUUUUUUGAAUUUUUUUAAAAAAAGCAUAUGGAGGUUCCCAGGCCAGGGACUGAAUCCAAGUUGCAGCUGUGACCUACACAGCAGCUGAGGCAACGCCUGAUCCUCAACCCACUGCACUGGGCUGGGGAUUGAACCUGUGCCUCAGCAGCAACCCAAGCCACCAGAGUCAGAGUCUUAACCCACUGUGCCACAGUGGAAACUCCUACAGUUACUUUUAUGUAUUGGCUAUAAUGCUUGACUUCUAAGCUUUCAAUGCCAUUUAAUACCACUUUAAAGGCUGAGAUGGAUAGUAUUUAAAAUGGUAUUUUCCCUCCUUAACCGUUUUUUAAAAAAGAGCAUAUAGCUAAAUUAGAAGCAUUUGGAGUGUCUAUCUGUCUAUUGCCAUUGCUGUAAAUCUUGAAAUUAAUGACUAAAAUGCUUUAUUUCAUGAGUGUAUAAUAAAUACACAAUAGGGAAAUAGAUUUAUAACAUAAAAGAAAUUACCACCAACACUGGGGUUUUGGAGAAUACUUAGAAAAAACCUUUGGUAGAAAUCAAAGAGGCAACAGUUUUCAUGGCAUUUGUAUAUUAAGAUAAUUAUUAAUAGGGAAAUUAAUUCUCUCUUUUACUUCUGACUCAGAAAAUACAAAGUCAGAAUGCCUACCUGUGGGUACUCUUUAUGCGGUUCUCUCAAGUGAAACAAUGUUGGCAUGUCUACCAUCUCUGCUUACCCCCUUGGUUUCUCCAUAUCUGUUCAUAGCAUCUUCUCUCCAGAAUAGCAUGAAUCUUGAAGAGAUGAAAUUGACCCGAAAUUUACCUUAUGAAAUCGACCUAAAGAUACUGGAAAUUAUUCAAGCAUAAGAAAAUAAAGUCCUUUCAGCAUGAAAACAAGAAAAAUCUCCAGGGCACCAACCUUGCUGAAGUAUGGGCUCUUAGUUAAUCUUGUAGGAUGAGUUCUCUUUAAAUAUGAGUUUUGAAGUUCUUGUGGUGGCUCAGCAGUAACGAACCCUACUAGCAUUCAUGAGGACUCGGGUUUGAUCCCUGGUUCCGCUCAGUGGGUUAAGGAUCCGGCAUUGCUGUGGCUGUGGUGCUGGCUGGCAGCUGUAGCUCCAAUUCAACCCCUAGCCUGGGAACCUCCAUAUGCCACAUGUGCGGCCCUAAAAAGCAAAAUAAUAAUAAUUAAAUAUGAGUUUCUAAAGAACUGAACAGAAUGGCAAGUUGCAGUGUUAGUUGACAUGAACAAAGUGGAAAUCAGCACAAGUUUGUCACGGACAACUUUAGCUUUGUCAUAUUGAACCCUAUUUUGUGACCAUGUUUUAGAAAGGUAUUUAUGCUGGUGUUAGUCAAGGUGUGAAGACAGCUAUUUAUAAGCAGGAUCAUUCUAGGAAGGGACCCCCAGAAAGAAUGGUGGGGGCAGUAGAGCUUUCCCUGUGGAUGCCACAUUAACUUAUCUGGUGCAAUAAAAAGGUCCACAUUUCAGCAGCAUUGGUAAUUAUAGAUCUCUGUUAAGCUCACAUGCUUCGGCACUGUCCUUUUGACAGAAUCACAAGCUAAUGAAAGUCAUGAUUUUUCCUUCUCCUUAGCAAAUAACUUCCUAAAGUGAAGGUAGUGAAGUCAGUGGUUCAUAAAAACAUUUCUUCUUGAAACUCACUCAUUCCUCAUUUGAGGUACCUUUACAGGAAAACCAGACCUUUAAUUUGUUGAAGAGGAAGUCAGCAUUGUUCUGUUUUCUGUUAUUUUAAAAUGAGUAUAUGUUAAUUCCUGCAUAUAAGUUUUUAAAAAUUCAGCUUUUACAAAAGAAUGCCUGAUGACAUUUAAAUCUCCCCCCCCAAUCCAACUUCACUUCCUAGAGACAAUCACUAUUAGAGAUUCUUGUACAUUCUCUUGUAUUAUAAGGGUAAAAGUUUAGUUGCUGUAAGCAAAACAUCCAGCUAUAUACAUAUAGAUCUUACAUGUCCCAUAUGCUGUGGCCUGAGUGUUUGUGUCCCCCCAAAAAUUCAUGUCUUGCAACCUAACCCACAAGGUGAUGAUGUUAGGAGGUGAUUCGUUUCAAGAGAGCAGAUCCCUCCUAAAUGUGAUUAGUGCCCUUAUAAAAGUGGCCCAAGAAUGCCCCUUUGCUUCUUCCACCAUGUGACAUUACAGCAGAAUGACAGCUGUCUAGGAGGCAGGCUCUCACCAGACAGCAAAUCUGCCAGUGCUGUGACCUUGGGCUUCCCAGCCUCUAGAACUUUGAGAAACAAAGGUUUGCUGUGUACAGGCCAGCCAGUCUCUGUGAGAGCAGCCCGAAUGGACUGAGACACCCAUAGCAAUUCCAACAAGAGAGGUUUGGCUUGGAGGUCAGCUCGCCUCUAAGUGGCCAAUCAAGAUCCCUUGUUCCAUUCCCUAGGGAACGGCAUCACUUGCAUGGUCCAGGCAGAGUCACCCUUGUGGAUGGGUUCCAAGGGCAGGCAGGGAGAAGAACAACAAGGACAAAUACUCAGACCAGUGUCUUGAGGCUUGGACUCAACAGUGGCACACAUCUGCUCCCCUUCCAUUAGGACCUGUUUGACCCCACAUAACUGCAAGGUGUGCUGGGAAAUAGAUGUAUUUCAUCUCUAACUAUGGAAGGAAGGGAGAAGAGAUUCGGUAGGCAGCUAGCAGUCUCUGCCACACCUUCUAGAAGUUUUCAGUUUGCAUAGCUAAGCCUUUAAUUGCUCUUUUGCUAUAAAGCAACAGACUUUAUACUAAUGUUUUUACAUUUUGCUCUUUUCACUUACCGUUUCUCAGAAUGUGUAUUUUUCUUUUCACUGUCUGAAUGGUACUGACUUAUAUAUGAGUGUAUCAGAAGGUAUUUCCCCCAUCCUUUAUUGUUGAACAUUUAGAUGGCUUCCAAUCUUUUGGUAUUACAAAUAAUUUUAAAAUACUUAUGUCUUAGUGUUCAUAUACACAGACACACCUUUUUUUGUUUGUUUUGAUUUGGGGGGUUUCGUUUUACAUUUUUUUUAUUAAAAUGUAGUUGAUUUAUAAUGUGCCAAUUUCUGCUGUACAGCAAAGUGACCCAGUCAUACAUAUGUAUGCAUUCCUUUUCUUAGGUUUUCUUCCAUCACGGUACCUUCAUAGAAUAAAAUAAGUUUAGUACAAUGAUACUCAAA